AUGGUAUAUAAGGCGGGGGUGGUGAGUGGUCGGGCAAGUCGAAAAAUUUGAGAGAAAUACAGAGUGAAUUCUUGUCUAAAACCUUUUGUCUUCUUCUUUUUGUAAUUUUGAAUUUUUCCGUAGCCAACGAAAAUAUUGAAGGUAAGUGUUGGGGCCAUGACAAAGGUAGGAGGUUGGUUAUGCAGAAAUGAGGUGUCUGUGACCGUUUUUAGAGACUAAAUUUGAUGUUUUCGUCAAGAGAAUCCAUGAAAUCAUUAGAAAUUUGUAGAACUGUGUCAAAAUUUGACCUUUCUAGGAUUGUUGUAGUCUAAUUCCUCUUCUUAUUGUGUCUAAUCCCCCCUCUUACUCCCUCUACUCUCCUCUCUUGUCCACUUCAACCCUACUUCCAAGACUUCCAAGACGCUGAGGAAGACUUAUAAGCGCUUCAGCUAACAGUCGAUUCCAUUGAUAAGCCUUCGCUCAAAGCCUUGGAAGUCCCUUAAAACCUUUUCAUUAGUAUUUCUUCUUCCGUAAUCCCAAAGCCAGCGAACUUGAGUUGCAAGCGCUGCAGCUAAAAGCCAGUAUCCGUCGGCAUCUCCAAGUUUGAGGCUUUGAAGAUUAACGUAAAGUUCCCUUCAUACCUCCUCAUUAGUCUUUGUUCUACCGUAAUCUCAAAGCUAGCGAACUUGAGUUGCAAGCACUGCAGCUAAAAGUCAGUAUCCAUCGGCAUCUCCAAGUUUGAGGCUUUGAAGAUUACGUAAAGUUUGUUGUCAUCAUCUCUGGAUGCUUUCCAGGGCAAUGCCAACUUACCGCAGGCUGCUGGAGCCAAAGCCUAUGAUUACAAGUCUGAUAAUGGCGGUUUGAGUGUUGUCAAGGCUCUGGAAAGUCCAGACUUAGCUUCUAAAUCCUCUAUUUGUAUCUAUUCACUUCAUUGUUGACCUGCCUCUUUGAAGAAGAAAAAAGAGCAGCUCCUGAAGGCUCAGAAGCCAAAUUUACCACUUUCUCAAUGUCAGAGAGCUGUCUAAAUUCUUGCCAAAGAGGCUGAUUAUGUUUAUUGUCAUGUCGAAUAGAGCUGUCAGUGUUUGAACCGGCUCUAAGGCUCCAAAGCCAAAAUUAUGACUAUACAUUUUGGAUGUCCAGUUCAAGGUUUGACGGUUUUAUUUGACAUUUAUAAAGCUUCUUGUAGCUUUGGCAAAGAAUUCCUGGUCUGUUCAAGCCUUGGCAUAGACACUUCCAUCUGCAUAGCAUACAAAAAACGCUGUCUGGCGUUCACCAGUCAUGGGAGAGAUCUCGAAACCUUCAGCGCUACAUCUCACUAAAAAAUCUCCGAUUUCAGAUCCGAAAAUGAGUCUACUACCGUUCCGUGAUCCUUUCUCUAUUCUUCCCAGCUCGUUCUACCGUCCGCACGACCCGCGGAUGUUCGAGUCCUUCUUCGACGACGACCCGUACGACCUCUGGGACAACGUGUGGCACUCGUGGGUGCGCCCGUUCGUCGCCGAGGCGAAUCGCAUCCUGCCCGGCUCGCUGAUCGGCCAAGACCUCAGCUGGGACAAGGAGGGCAACAUGUCGAUGAACUUCGAGGCCAGCGGCUUCAAGCCCGAAGAGAUUCAAGUGGACCUGGAGGGCCGACGGCUGAAGGUGCGCGGCGAACACUCGGAGAAGUCCGAGAACGGCUAUAUCCAGCGCAAGUUCGAGAAGAUGGUCAAAUUGCCGGAGGACGUGAAGUUGGAUGAGAUCAAGUGCGAACUGGAUGAAAAGGGAUACCUGAACAUCAACAUCCCAAGAGCUGUGGCUUUGGAGGAGAGCAAGAAAUUGCCGAUUGAACAGAAGAAAAAGGAGUGA
Molecule: messenger RNA, 1821 nt
Organism: Bursaphelenchus xylophilus (pine wood nematode)
Lineage: Eukaryota; Metazoa; Nematoda; Chromadorea; Rhabditida; Aphelenchoididae
Source: the annotation of a GenBank genome assembly